This is a messenger RNA of Linum trigynum, 4738 nucleotides long. The record is from the annotation of a GenBank genome assembly. Lineage: Eukaryota; Viridiplantae; Streptophyta; Magnoliopsida; Malpighiales; Linaceae.
UCAUAAGGUAAUAUGAAUGCGUCCAUGAUUACAUGUUGAUACUCAUACUCUAAUGACUCUUGGAAUUGCUUGGUGUCAAUUACCUAGAUAACACUGGUGUUGUCAUGAAACACUUCAAUGACAGUAGAUAAUGUAACUAGAUCAACUCUAAGCUAACCUUGGAUAUAACACGACACGAUAAUAGUUGUUAUCAAAGCACUUGUGUAAGGACCAUCUUUAAAAACCAGUAUAAGUCUUACGAUUUAAAAGUUAAAAAUAACCAUUUUGCAUUCGUAGUAGAUCUAUUCGGUCGCAUAUGGUCUCUUAAGAACAUUAAACCAUCAUAACAAGACUACGCUGCCGUUCAAUUUUGCACAAUACCCAGAUUUCAUAAAUGACUGACAAAUUAUCUUGUUUCCUACGUCACCAAGAAACAAAUGAUUGUCCAUUUCAAACGCACCAUCUAGGUGAAACUUGUUAAUCAUCGAGGCUCUAAAGCCAAGUUGUACACGUUUUUCAUGUGUUGUUGUUGUCAGGAAACACCUUAAUCGGUUCAGAACACGAGAAAUCAUCCUUUCGAAAGAACGACGUAACUAUCACAACGUUGACCUAAAAUCGAAUAUAUAUAAUGUGAUGCUUAGCUUGUGUUGAUGACUCGGUGCACAAACUUGUUCUUACAUUGCUAUGAAACAAUACAACUCAUUUAGAAUACAUUAGCGAGUUGCAAAUUAAUGGGUAUCAAGACAUCCAACACAAAUGUCAUAUGCAAAAUUUUAUACUCAUCAAACCAACAUAAAUAGUAGACAACACGAUACAUUUUUGUAUACAAUCUUUUCCUUGUUAGGACUAUACUAAAUCAGAAUUCGAAGCAUCAAGCUCAAUAAAUCAAAACCAAAUUUAUUUACAUACUAAAACAACCUAACUAAAUAUAUACAAAAUUUACGUACUCAAUCGAUUCCUUCAACAAAUUCAGCACGGUAGAUUCAGUUAGACACUUACGAUUGUGAGUUCGUGACACUAAUCCUCUAGUGACCACACUAUUUUCCCUACUCUUCCCCACACACAAUCACAUCCUCCCCCAAUAUGAAUUCAAAAUAGGAAAGCGAGGUCCAAAAAGUAUCCAUUCCCACAACGGGACUUUCUCUCUCCUAUCACCUCUCUCUCUCUCUCUCUACCUCCUUUCCUUCGCCACUCCAAUGAACUUCGUGACGGCUCAAGCGCCUCUUCCCCUAAAAGAUUUAUAUUAUUAAGAUAAAUAAACGAUAACUCCAAAAUUUAUUCCUCUUUCAGAAAAAUCCUCCAAUUCCCACAUCAAAACAUACAAAAUCAGAACCAAAAAUCAAACAUUUUUCUCUUCUUCCUCGCAUAAUCCCACAGCUGUAGUUUACCAAGCUUCUCCCCUUUCCCUCCCUCAAUAUCCCCACUCCCGUACGCGUUUACCCACCAGAAUCCUCGACUUCUUCUUCUUCCUUCCGCCAUUUCCCCCCCACCACUAGAAAAGGGGGAAAAUCCAGCAGCUUCAUUCAACACGUCACUUCCCCCAUCGGAACCCAGAAGCCCAAAAUCACUAAAGAUGCCGGGUUUCUUCGUUCCCUUCGCUCUCGCCGCGUUUCUCUUCCUACCCAUCUGCUCGAUUGCGCAGACUACCGGCGGCGGGACCCGAGCGACGCCCUCGGCGGCGGCGCCGGCGCCUGCUGCCGACGAAUGCAACGGGAUCUUUGUGUCUUAUCGUACAGGGACCGGAUCCAAGAUCGCGCCCACGGACCCGAAGCACCAGCCCUACCGAUUCGAGUCCACGCUCACGGUGCAGAACAACGGGAUCGAGAGGCUCAAGUCGUGGCAGGUCUAUGUAGGGUUCAAGCACGAUGAGGUGUUGGUUUCGGCGAGCAACGCGAUUUUGGCUGAUGGGUCGAGCUACCCUGCUUUGGUGGGGAACGGCACGGUUUUUGCUGGGUUUCCGAUGACCGACUUGAAGACGGCGAUUGAGACCGCCGGGGACUCGACUCAGACGUCUGUUGAGGUUAAGAUGCUCGGGACUCAGUUUGGGGUGAAGCCGCCGGCGAUUCCCUGGCCGGAGAAUAUUACGUUGGUUAAUGAUGGAUGGGCUUGUCCUGCUCCUUCCACUCUAGGGGGAGCAAUGUCUGUUUGUUGCAUAAGAGAUGAGAACGCCAAGAAGAACAUAACACUACUCGACGGUGAUUUCCUCCCUCGACAGAGCGGUGAUCUCACCAUUGCCUAUGAUGUGACCAAAGCAUAUGAUUCCAGCUACUGGGCACAAGUCACUCUCACGAACCACAACCACUUGGGUCGUCUAGAUAACUGGAAGCUCAGCUGGGACUGGAUGCAGGACGAGUUUAUCUUCUCCAUGAAGGGCGCUUACCCUUCGAUUGUCGACUCCUCGCCUUGCAUAUUUGGGCCACAGGGUGAGUACUACAAGCAGCUGGACUUCUCCACUGUUUUGAACUGUGAAAGAAGGCCAACCAUCAUCGAUCUCCCACCAACAAAAUUCAAUGACUCAACUGUCGGGAUGGUCCCCUUCUGCUGCAGAAAUGGGACAAUCCUGCCGCCAUCCAUGGACCCGAGCAAGUCAGUAUCUUCUUUUCAAAUGCAGGUUUUCAAAAUGCCACCAACUCUCAACCGGUCGGACCUUUCGCCUCCUCAGAACUGGAAAAUCAAUGGUACUUUGAACCCGGAUUACCAAUGUGGUCCGCCUGUGAGGGUUAGCCCGAGCGAGUUUGUAGACCCAAGUGGCCUCCCGUCGAACUCCACAGCUGUUGCCAGCUGGCAGGUGGUCUGCAACAUCACUCAACCUAAAGGAUCUUCGCCUCGAUGCUGUGUGUCAUUCUCUGCCUUUUACAACGACUCAGUCGUCCCAUGUAACACAUGUGCUUGCGGUUGCCCUAACCGAGCAGCUCGAACCUGUAGUGCUAGUGCUCCACCGGUUCUUCUCCCACCAAAUGCUCUCUUGGUUCCUUUCGACAAUCGGACCAUCAUGGCAAGUGCUUGGGCGAAUAUAAAGCACCGGCAGGUCCCUAACCCAAUGCCUUGUCCUGAUAACUGUGGGGUCAGUAUUAACUGGCAUAUUAACACUGAUUACAAUCGAGGAUGGAGUGCUAGGGUCACUCUCUUCAACUGGGCCGAGAUUCCUUUCCCUGAUUGGUUUGUUGCAGCAGAGAUGGAUAAGGCAGCUGGUGGGUUUGAGGCCAUGUACUCGUUUAAUGGAACGAUGUUGAAGAACUCCAACAGUACUAUAUUCAUGCAGGGUCUUCCAGGGUUGAACUAUCUUGUAGGUGAGACUGAUGGGUUGAACCCAAGUAAAGAUCCGCGAGUGCCUGGAAAACAGCAGUCAGUGAUCUCAUUUACUAAGAGGACUACACCAGGGAUCAAUGUGCCUUUAGGAGAUGGGUUUCCAACGAAAGUGUACUUCAAUGGUGAAGAGUGUUCGCUUCCUUCGAUGUAUCCGACGAGUGCUGUCAGCAGAAGGGCACCUGCAAGUAUCAUAUCUGUUAUCCUAGCAGCUCUGCUGGCAUCUAUAUUGAUGAAGGAGCUAUGCUAGCAACUUUGUGGGGAGAUGAGAUGAUUUUUUCAUUAUUUUUCUCGGGUUUUAGGCCACGCUGGAGAGGUCCUUGAAGAUGUGCAAACAAUUCGACACUGGUAAAUACUCUGAGGUUUGUUUGUUUGGAGGCUGGUGAUGAAUGGGUUUGUUAGGAGAGGAUAGGGUUCUCUAUCUGAAAACCCUUGUAGCUGAUAUCAGCACUUGGUCGCAGACAUACUGAAUCGAACCUAAAUGUACAACGGCGUGAUUACUCUCUGUAGAGAUGUUUCCAUGAUUGACAGGAUGUCUAGAUUGAUUCUUUGUGCUGCUCGUACUACUCCUCAUACUACUGCUACUAUGUUCUACUUUCUUUGUAAGUUUUAUUCUAUGAUAGAGAUCAAUCUUGAACUGAUCAGUCUUUGUAUUAUAUAACUGUUUGUUACCUUUGGGGUGAAUCUUGAAUAUAUUUUGCCACAUAAUGAUGAAGUUUACUGCUUGACCAGAUCUACUACUUUCGCAUUCUUGGAAAGGAAGGAAUGUUAUCGACACACAUGACCCCUUUUUUUUUACCACAUUACACUUGUUGGGUUUAGACUCACUUUAGAGUUUACUGGUCAGAACUUACAAGACACAUAUAUACAGAUAGAACACAACUACACUGUGAGCCGGACAAUACCCACCUAGUGUAAAUCAAAUCGAGUAAAUACCAAUAGAGCGGGUUCAAAAUGUCAUCCGUAUUCUCCAUGUUUCUUUUCUCUAAUAUACAGGUGGGCAAAUACUAGAUUUUCAAGUGACUAAUACAAUUAUACAAAACACCAGAAAAAACACCUGCCAAUCUACAAUACAGGCCAUUCUGGACGAAAACUUUUGAGAUUCUAUAUGGAUGCUUGACGCAUUGCUAAAUUACACUGUGCUUGAUUAUUCAUCUUUGUACCAUGUUAUUAAUACAAAACAGAUCUCAAAUACAGACAAGCUCAAUACACAAUGUUGCUUCUGUCUACAACUCAGAAACACAAAGCAAGAGGCUUUCAUCAAAUAAGAACAUGAGAAAGCCACCUGCAAUAUUUUUUCAGUACAAAAGGAAGAAGAUAAAAAGAACAUCCUGGGGGAAAAUAUACCAGGAGGGGACUUAUGUCUAAAAGAGCAAUCAAAUGGCGGUGGGGGAGAGAUAGUAUGUACAACUCAAGGGUCAGUUUCCUCAAAUAACAAAUCUGAAAAGAAGCU